Molecule: messenger RNA, 1750 nt
Organism: Drosophila nasuta
Lineage: Eukaryota; Metazoa; Arthropoda; Insecta; Diptera; Drosophilidae
Gene: Tsp5D
Product: Tetraspanin 5D
Exons: 5
Coding region: 342-1193 (283 amino acids)
Cellular component (GO): plasma membrane
Source: RefSeq, a predicted model, not a curated record
UGGUUUUCAGUUUAUUUUGAACAGCCGCUGCGAACGCAUAGAACAAAAACACCACGCGACGAGCCCCAGAAAAAAUCUAAUUCAAUUUCAAAUUCAAAUUUGAAAACAACAAAACAAAAUAUUAUAGAAAAACAAACGAAUUUUGAAUAUAAAUUGAAUAUAAAAUACGAUUCGAAUAUUCUUGUAAAAUAUACGAAUUUUUGUGCUUUUUUUGUUUUUUGAAUGUGUCGCCGUCAAAAGAGUCAAAAGAGUGUGUGAAGCAAUAUAAAAACAAGAGCAAUACACAUUAAGGAUACGCCUAGUGUUACAGCCCCCCAGAGGAGCUCGAGCAAAUUGCCAAUAUGGGCAACGCCGGCUACACAUGCAUCCGCCGCACCUUUUGCUGGCUCAAUAUCAUACUUUGGCUUUGCAGUUGCGCUUUUCUGGGCGCCGGUCUCUGGCUGCGUCUCAGCUACGAGGGCUACGCAACGUUGCUGCCACAACAUGCGGGCCUCAGUGCGGACACCAUCUUCAUGUGCAUCGGCGGCAUUGGAUUUGUGGUCAGCUUCUUUGGCUGCUGCGGUGCCUGGGUUCAAUCGCGUUGUCUCUUAGUACUGUACUUUAUGCUGAUUGUGAUGCUGUUCAUGAGCGAGUUCCUUGUGGGUUCAAUAGCCUUCCUCUUUCGCGGUGGUCUGGGCCGAACGUUGGCCAACGAACUGCGCUUUGGCAUUGAGCGUCAUUAUAAUGCCAGCGAUCGUGGUUCGCUGGUGGCGCCCUCUGUUGCCGCCAUUUGGGACAGCGUGCAGCAGUCGUUUGAAUGCUGCGGCGUCUCUUCGUAUGAGGAUUGGUACGACAUUCAAUCGUGGAGUGGCAAACGUUGGGUGCCCGACUCCUGUUGCCGCCAGCUCUACGAUCAACGCCAGCUGCUCACCGAGGGAUCGGGUGAUGGAGUUCUGCGCGUGGAUUGCGGCAGAUCGGAGAAUCCAUCGCUGUGGUGGGACAAGGGCUGUGCUCAUUCGCUGCAAAGUUGGUUCAACGGCCAGCUGAAUGUGGUGGGAGCAAUUGGCUUGGGCAUUGCGUUUGUGCAGCUCUUUGGCCUGAUCACAUCGAUGCUGUUGUUCUGCACGGUGAAGCAUAAGCGUGCCUCCGACACAUACAAAUCGUAUUCGCCGUCGAUUGAUCCGCAGACACGCACCAGCAGCUGGGAGGAUUGAACGCGACUCUAGGGAAAGAGAGAGACAGAGAGACAGAGAGACAGAGAGAGACAACCCCCGAUAUAAGAACUUUUCUAAAGCAAACUUUUCCAACGUUUGCAAAAUGUCUUUUCAUUUUGAUUUUCCCUUUCUUUUUUUUUCUGCUACGAAAUGUGCCAAAAAUUAAUUUAAAUGCUAGUUUCAGUAUGUUUAUUUUAUUGUAUUUUUUUUUUUUUUGCUUUGGUUUAGUCAAGUAUAAUACUCGUAACAUAUCGUGAGUUGUUGUCAAGAAAGAAAUAUCCCACAAAAGCUGAGUUCACAUCACACAACACUCAUCACAUCACAAAUUGUGUCUUUCGUUGUUUGUUUCUUCAGUAUUGUUGUUGUUGUUGUGAAAUCAGCUUUGUGGGUUAAUUAGUGGCAUAUCCAUAUUGUGAUGUGCUUCUCUUAGGCUCAGCGACAAACGCCGAAAACCGAAAACAAAUAUAGACCUAGAAAAACCUAAUCCGAAAUUUUGAAAUUUUGAAAUUUAGAAAUUGACAAAAACAACUGCCUAGAAAAAGAGUUACAAGAAAAGG